This is a messenger RNA of Malus domestica (apple), 1824 nucleotides long. Its product is annotated as protein JINGUBANG-like. Gene Ontology annotation, molecular function: protein binding. Lineage: Eukaryota; Viridiplantae; Streptophyta; Magnoliopsida; Rosales; Rosaceae. The record is from RefSeq and is a predicted model, not a curated record.
UUAGAUAUUUCACUAACUCACAUCACUCCUAAUACUAUAUGCAUUUACAAUUCAUUUCCCCAAUAUAUCCAUAUCCACCACCUCUUCUUGCAUUGACAUACACAAAUUAGAACUAGAAAUGGCCUCCCUAGACUACUCUUCCAACUCUCCCAAAACCCCAUCUUUUGCAUCCACACCUAAAACACCAACAAAUAAUAAUACACAAAAUCUCCAGAGCAGGUUUUUCAGAAGCAUUUCAACAAAAGAUGCCCCAUCCUUCUCGAACUUCCCCUACACCCCACCGCACCGCACCAACUCGCCUUCCUCCCAUACCCAAAGCCUCCAUGCCUCUCCUACCGCCUCUCCUCUCCACCCUCUCCAAUCAUCAUCUCCCUCCAAGAACCCCGACCUCCUCACCGCCUACCGCUGCAUCUCCUCCGUCCUAAAGAAGGACGGUCAGAUCUUGACAGUUGCUGCAUCAAAUGGCCUAGUUUACACUGGUUCCGCCAGCAACCUCAUUAGGGUUUGGAAGCUGCCAGAGUUCACGGAAUGUGGGCAGCUCAAGACCAAGGCUUGCAUGGUCGUGGCAAUGGAGGUGUCCCAUGACAAGGUCUAUGCAGCUUAUGGUGAUGGUAAGGUUAGGGUUUGGCAGAGAACGUGGGAUGGCGGGUUGAAGCACGUGAGGCUGGCCACAAUUCCGAAGACCGGAAGUUAUGUUCGGAGCUUAUACAUUGCCGCCGGGAAAGAUAAGAUGCAUAUGGGUGCUAUAACAUCUCUGGCCAUCAAUGUAUCAGAAGACAUCCUAUACUCAGCUUCCAUUGACAGAACAGUCAAAGUAUGGAGAAUUUCAGACCUAAAAUGCAUUGAGACCAUCAAAGCCCACGCUGGGCCGAUCAACGAGAUCAUCAUCGCCGAUGAUGGCGUCCUCUACACGGCCUCAGACGAUGCCACAGUCCGAGUCUGGCGCCGUAACUUCUGCCGUGGAGACCAGCUUCCUCAUUCACUCACUGUAACUUUACCCGCCAAGAAUUCCCCCGUCAAAACCCUAACCCUAACCCCAGAUGGCGGAGUUUUGUACGGCGGGUGCACUGAUGGGUACAUACACUAUUGGCUCAAGGGUUGGUUCUCUGGCCAAUUACAGUAUGGGGGUGCACUCCAAGGUCACACCCAUGCAGUGAUGUGCUUGGCCAGCGUGGCCAACUACGUGGUCAGUGGGUCAGCUGACUCCACAAGUAGGAUUUGGUCUAGAGAUGUGGAAGAUGGUCAGCACACUUGCCUGGCAGUGCUCGUAGGGCAUAGAGGGCCGAUCAGAUGUGUCACCGCGUUUUCCGGAAGAUUAGGGGAUGAGGCGGAGGAUGGUUGCACAAUUUGUACUGGAAGUCUUGACGGUGUUCUUAAAGUGUGGCGUGUGACCUGCACUAACAAAAUUGCUGAUAAUUUGUGUUCAGCACAAAGUGAGUGUGAGUAUUUUCAGCUGUAGUCGAAGAGAGGUGAGCAACUUACAUGGUACUAGGAUAGACAUUAUACCAUAGCGUCCUGUAUCAUGGAAGUUCUUCUUGGAAGAAAGGGUGACUUCAAUUUGGUAGGUAGCUGUAGCCUAUAGCUAAACUAACAAACUUGUCGUACUAUUGCUACAUAUAUAAUAUGUACAGAAUUCUGGUGUAGCUACUUUGCUCAUGAUCUAUGUUGUUACAUUUAUAUAGGAGUGACGUAGUUUGUGCUAAUUUUAGAAAGUAAACCAGUACUGUGCUCCCUUGGGCUUUCAAUAUACAGCAAAUAUUAGUUGCCCGUUGGAUAUGCAAAUUAAAUAAGUAGGGGGUGAAAAAACAUUUUGAAUCAUUGUAA